ACUGAAUCAAUGAAAGUGCGACGAACAACGGCGCUCCACGUGAAUUGGUGUGAAAAUGGCGGCGCAUCAGGAGCUUGAGAUACAGUUGGCACAAAAGUUAGCGUCAAACGAAAAGCCUAUUCGAACUAAAGCUUUGAAAAAGUUGAAGAAGUACAUAUAUGUCAGAUCACAGAAAGCGACAGAUGGCUUUACUCGUGAAGAAAUGCUCAAGCUGUGGAAAGGUCUGUUCUACUGCUUGUGGAUGCAGGACAAACCGCUCUUACAGGAGGAGCUUUCAAACUCUGUUUCCACACUGAUUCACACUUUUCAUGACGUUAAUGGACAACUAUUAUAUCUGGAGUGCUCCCUUAAGACCUUCAAAAGAGAGUGGAAUGGUAUCGACAGACUGCGAAUGGACAAGUAUUUUCAGCUAAUCCGCUUCAUGUUCAGACAAGGCUUUGAAAUGCUGAAGAGUAAAAACUGGGAUAGCAGUGUGGUUGCAAGAUUUCUAGAACUCUUUGCCACAGAGCUCCUGAACAGUGGCAAUGAUGCACCCGCUAGUCUGCAGCUUCAUAUCUUGGACCUUUUCUUGACAGAACUGGCAGCUGUGGGUUCAUCAGAGCUCUCUGCUGAGCAGAACCUGAGAUUCAUAGAGCCAUUCUGCAAAACAGCAACCAAAACCAAAGAUUGGACACUUUUCCGAGCCAUCUGCAACAGCAUUUUCAGCACGAUUAUUGACCAGGCUCCCUAUGCCAUUGAAGAUCUGCUGAAGGAGCUGAAAGCAGAGUCCUCUGAUGCAGGUCGUGAAUUAUACGCUGAACAAGACAAUCAUGGAUCAGGAGACUCAGACACUGAGUUACCAUUUGAUGACGAUAAUGUACUACCAGUUCUACAGUUCGACUAUGCAGCUCUUGCUGACAAGUUGUUAGCGAUGUCAAGUCAAAGUCGUACACCCAGCCAGAAUAGACAGAAAAUCUACAAAAUCAUCAAAGUGCUGCAGGAUCUCAAUGAAGGCAUAUUUCCUCAAGAUGGCUAUCCUGAGGAAGUCUCAACAGAUGAGGAUGAUGAAAUGUUUGGCAGCAGAAAUAAGAUAAAGCGUGGAAGUAAGGGAAGCAUUUAA
This is a messenger RNA of Syngnathus acus (greater pipefish), 1099 nucleotides long. Its product is annotated as ribosomal RNA processing protein 1 homolog A-like. Gene Ontology annotation, cellular component: preribosome, large subunit precursor; preribosome, small subunit precursor; nucleus. Gene Ontology annotation, biological process: rRNA processing. The transcript is spliced from 12 exons. The record is from RefSeq and is a predicted model, not a curated record. The coding region runs from base 56 to 1099 and encodes 347 amino acids. NCBI's taxonomy places the organism in Eukaryota, Metazoa, Chordata, Actinopteri, Syngnathiformes, Syngnathidae.